Molecule: messenger RNA, 4067 nt
Organism: Hordeum vulgare subsp. vulgare (domesticated barley)
Lineage: Eukaryota; Viridiplantae; Streptophyta; Magnoliopsida; Poales; Poaceae
Product: probable leucine-rich repeat receptor-like protein kinase At1g35710
Exons: 2
Coding region: 45-3899 (1284 amino acids)
Biological process (GO): protein phosphorylation
Molecular function (GO): protein binding; protein kinase activity; ATP binding
Source: RefSeq, a predicted model, not a curated record
CAGCUGGCACAGAACCAAUAACCUAGCUAGCUACUCCAGCCGCCAUGGACAUGGAGACCUCCCCUCACCUAAAGCUUGUCUGGCUCGCCCUCCUCCUCCUAGCCUCGUCUCCCGGUCCCGGGGCCAUGGCGGCACCACCCCCACGCCUCCUAGAAGAACAGGCAGGAGCCCUCCUCGCCUGGAAAGCCACCAUAGAGAGCCCCCCGGCCCAGCUGCGGUCCUGGGGAAACACCACAACACGGCCAUGCGGCUGGUAUGGCAUCAGGUGUGGCGAGCAUCAAGCAAGCAUCACCGAGAUCACUCUAAGGGGGUUGCGACUGAGAUCGGAGCUGGACGCCCUCAACUUCACGGUGUUGCAUACUCUCACGAGCAUCCGACUACCCUACAAUCAGAUAAGGGGCCCCUUUCCACCCGCUUUAGCAUCAUCCUUGCCAAACCUGCGGCACCUGCUGCUCCAGGGGAAUGAACUCUCCGGUGAAAUACCCACGCAAAUAAAACAACUAGAGAGUCUCGUUGGAUUGGACUUGUCAAACAACCACUUGUCUGGUCCUAUACCCACUGAACUAGGUUACCUAAAGAAGCUCACCAGGUUAGAUUUUUCCACCAACAACCUCACGGGUUCCGUUCCAACAAGCCUAGGGAAUUGCACUAGGCUCACUAUCUUGUACCUUGAUGGUAAUCAGUUAUCCGGAUACCUUCCUCGAGAACUAGGUUACAUGGUGAAACUACAUGAGUUAGCACUUAGCAACAACAAUCUCAUGGGUUCCAUCCCCGAUACCUUUGGGAGUUUGAUUAACCUCACCGGAUUGUACCUAUGGGAUAACCAACUAUCUGGACAUGUUCCUCGACAACUUAGUUCCUUGGUGAAUCUGAAAGACUUGGAACUUUCCAAAAACAGAAUCACGGGUUCUAUCCCACGUUCCUUUGGAAAUUUCACAAAGCUCACUACAUUGUAUCUCCAUGGUAAUCAAUUCUCUGGACAUGCUCCUCGAGAACUAGGUUCCCUUGUGAAUUUGCAAGUGUUGUCGCUUCACAACAACCAAUUAACCGGUUCCAUCCCCAACACCUUUGGAAAUAUGACCAAUCUCACUACCUUGUACUUACAUGAUAACCAAUUCUCCGGGCAUAUUCCACAAGAACUAGGUUCCCUAGUAAAUCUAGAAUUGUUUGCUCUUAGCAACAACACACUCACGGGAUCCAUCCCCAAUACCUUUGUAAAUUUGACCAAUCUCACUACCUUGUACCUAUAUGAUAACCAACUCUCUGGACUUGUUCCUCGAGAACUAGGUUCCUUGCUGAAUUUCAAACACCUGUUGCUUCAAAACAACCAACUCACGGGCUCCAUCCCCGAUACCUUUGGAAAUUUGAACAAGCUCACUACCUUGUACCUUCACCGUAACUUACUCUCCGGAGAUGUUCCUCAAGAAUUAGGUUCCCUAGUGAACCUAGAAGACUUGACACUUCACAGAAACAAACUAUUGGGUUCCAUCCCCAAUACCUUUGGAAAUUUGACCAGGCUCACUACCUUGUACCUAUAUGAUAACCAACUUUCCGGGCAUGUUCCCCGAGAACUAGGGUCCUUGGUGAAUCUAGAAGAUUUGGAACUUCACAAAAACAAACUCUUGGGUUCCAUCCCCGAUGCCUUGGGAAACUUGACCAAGCUCACUACCUUGAACCUAGGGCAAAACCAACUUUCAGGGGGCAUUCCUCGAGAACUCGGUUACUUGGUGAAUCUAGAAGACCUGGAACUUGACAAAAACAAACUCAAGGGUUCCAUCCCCAAUACCUUUGGAAAUAUGACCAAGCUCAAUACCUUAUACCUUGAUGAUAAUCAAUUCUCCGGACAUGUUCCACAAGAAAUUGGUACCUUAAUGGAUCUCCAAUAUGUACAACUUGAUAGUAACAAUCUCUCUGGUCAAUUGCCACCUAACUUGUGUGUUGGCGGCAUGCUCAAGACAUUAACCGCAUUUGACAACAAUCUCAAUGGCCCUUUGCCAUCAAGUUUGGUAAACUGCAGAAGCCUUGUCCGUGUUCGUCUUGAAAGGAACCAAAUAGAAGGAGAUAUUUCUGAGAUGGGGGUCUAUCCAAACCUUGUCUACAUAGAUAUGAGCUCAAACAAUUUAUUUGGUCAGUUAUCUUAUCACUGGGGGGGUUGCCAUAAUCUUCAGAUGCUAAGAAUCUCAAACAACAACCUUACAGGGGAAAUACCCACAAGUAUGGGGCAACUAUCUCAACUAGGGUUACUUGACCUUUCAUCAAACAAGCUUGAAGGAGUGCUCCCAAGUGCACUAGGCAAUCUAAAAAAAUUGUUCAACUUGAGCCUCGCGGACAAUUUUUUCCACGGAAGCAUUCCACAAGAAAUCGGAGCACUAUCAAGUCUGGAGUUACUGGAUUUGUCACCAAAUAACCUAAAUGGUUCGGUACAAGAUUCAGUUGAGCAUUGUUUGAAGCUUCGCCUUUUGAAGUUGAAUCACAAUAACUUCGUAGGAAACAUCCAUGCCGAGCUAGGCUUAUUGGGCAAUUUACAUGAACUGGAUUUAAGUGAAAAUUCAUUUAUUGGGGCAAUACCUGGCCAACUUAGUGGUUUGAUCAUGCUAGAUACUCUGAAUCUUUCACACAACGAACUAAAUGGUUCCAUCCCAUCAUCAUUUCAGAAUAUGGAAAGCUUGACAUCCAUUGAUGUAUCUUAUAAUGAAUUGGAAGGGCCGGUCCCGGAGAGUAAGGUCUUCCAACGAUCUCCAAACCAGUGGUUCAAGCAUAAUAAGAUGCUAUGUGGUGUGGUGAAUGGAUUACCCCCUUGUAAUAGUGUAACUCAGAGCAAAGGCAAGAGGAAAGGAUACAAAAUACUUGUACUAGCCACUGUUCUACCUUUCAUAUGUCUUGUCCUUAUUGUGCUGAUAUUGAUGUUUCGGCAUAAAAGAAACAAAAUCAGGGCAACUGGCAACGAUAAAGUAACACAAGCAAAAGUAUUCUCUAUUUGGAGUUUUGACGGGGCAAAUGUGUUCAAGCAAAUCGUUGAAGCAACCAAUGAUUUUAGCGAGAUGCAUUGCAUAGGAACUGGGGGAUAUGGAUCUGUCUACAAAGCUGGACUUGCAACAUGCGAAAUAUUUGCAGUGAAGAAGAUACACAUGAUAGAAGACGAGUGUUCUGUGAACGAGCUAUUGUUCAAUCGUGAAAUCAGGGCAUUGGUGCAGAUUCGUCAUCGAAACAUUGUAAGGCUACAUGGGUAUUGUUCCUCUAGCCAAGGCAGGUUUCUUAUAUAUGAAUAUAUGGAGAGAGGAGACUUGGCAAAAACACUGAAGGACAAUGAAAGGGCGAUUGAGUUAGAUUGGAGAAGGCGGAUACAUAUUGUGUUGGAAGUGGUUCAUGCUUUGGCAUACAUGCAUCAUGAUUGUUCUUCACCAAUAGUCCAUAGAGAUAUAACAAGCAACAACAUAUUGCUUGAUCUAGAAUUCCGAGCUUGCAUCUCUGACUUCGGUACGGCUAAAAUUCUCAAUAUUUGUGGCCAGAAUUUCACAAAGCUUGCUGGAACAAAAGGCUAUCUUGCCCCAGAGCUAGCAUAUACAGAAAAUGUGACGGAAAAAUGUGAUGUAUACAGCUUGGGAGUGCUUGUUUUGGAGCUAUUUAUGGGAUCUCAUCCAGGCGAUCUGCUCUCGUCCCUAUCAUUGGCCAUCAAGAACAAUGUUGUGCGCCUGCACGAUCUGCUGGACACCAGGCUCGUGCUGCCGGAUGCUGAGACCGCUAGAGAAAUAUACCGCAUGCUCAGCGUUGCAGUUCGGUGUCUGGAGCCGAGUCCAUCCCGCAGGCCAACGGCAAGACGCGACGAGCUAUCUACAAGUAAAUCUUGUGAAGAUCAUGUUGAUUAUUUGCACACCGGCAUUACCUUUCCUGCGAUGUAGCUCCUGUGGCUAUGCUUUCUGCUCAGCUACCUACCUAGCUACUUGGUUAAAAAGUGUGGUUUUCUCUGUAACUGAUAAGAAAGGUAACAUCUGAUGGUGUGUAUGGAUUAUGGAACAAGAAAAAAUGUGCUACUAUUGUAUCAUUAUAAACCACUUUAAUUUGGUGUA